Molecule: messenger RNA, 4647 nt
Organism: Pseudopodoces humilis (Tibetan ground-tit)
Lineage: Eukaryota; Metazoa; Chordata; Aves; Passeriformes; Paridae
Gene: GLI2
Product: GLI family zinc finger 2
Biological process (GO): smoothened signaling pathway; regulation of transcription by RNA polymerase II
Cellular component (GO): nucleus
Molecular function (GO): DNA-binding transcription factor activity, RNA polymerase II-specific; RNA polymerase II cis-regulatory region sequence-specific DNA binding
Source: RefSeq, a predicted model, not a curated record
CGUCUGCUGAAAACUUGCUGCUCCGCUUUUUGGGGUUCCUGAGCUGGAAGAUGCCUGUCUAAGAUGGAAACUUCUGCUUCAACAGCUGCUGGGAAAAAAGAAGGGAAAGGUGCUGUUCUGGAGGGGAAUGGCUUUACAGAGACGGGGAAGAAACCCACUCCUUUAGCAGCAGCAGGAGCAGCAGUGGCACAAGGAGUGCCGCAGCACAUUUUUCCGGCCUUCCACGCUCCUUUGCCAAUUGACAUGCGCCACCAGGAAGGACGAUACCAUUAUGAACCUCACUCUAUCCACGCUAUCCAUGGGCCUCCUCCUCUGAGUGGCAGCCCCGUCAUCUCCGACAUCUCCCUCAUCCGCCUGUCUCCGCACCCUGCUGGGCCUGGCGAGUCGCCCUUCAGCCCGCCACACCCCUACGUGGCACCCCACAUGGAGCACUACCUCCGCUCUGUGCACAGCAGCCCCACGCUCUCCGUCAUCUCUGCUGCCAGGGGCCUCAGUCCCGCCGACGUGGCUCAUGAGCACCUGAAGGAACGAGGCCUCUUCGGGCUGCCCCCGCCACCACCGGGGGCCAACCCUGCUGACUACUACCACCAAAUGACGCUGAUGGCCGGCCACCCAAACCCCUAUGGAGACCUCCUCAUGCAGGGCGGGGGAGCAGCCAGCACAGCCCACCUCCACGAUUACCUCAGCCCCGUUGAUGUGUCCCGGUUUUCAAGCCCGCGGGUGACUCCAAGAUUAAGCCGGAAACGAGCCCUGUCUAUCUCCCCGCUCUCUGAUGCCAGCAUUGAUCUCCAGACAAUGAUCAGGACCUCCCCAAACUCUCUUGUGGCGUAUAUCAACAACUCCAGAAGCAGUUCAGCAGCAAGUGGCUCCUACGGCCAUUUAUCUGCCGGGACGAUCAGUCCAGCAUUCAGCUUCCCCCACCCGCUUAACCCCGUGACGUACCAGCAGAUCCUGACGCAGCAAAGAGGCCUGAGCUCAGCCUUUGGACACACUCCUCCCCUGAUCCAGCCAUCCCCAACCUUCCCCCCGCGGCAGCACAUGGCAGUCAUCUCUGUGAACCCAUCACCAGCACAGAGCAGCAGCAACAGCAACUGCAUCUCCGACUCCAGCCAGAGCAAGCAGAGCAGUGAGUCGGCCGUGAGCAGCACCGUCAAUCCAGUAAUUAACAAACGCAGCAAAGUCAAGACUGAAGUUGAGGGCUUGCCCCCAGUGUCCCCAAACACACAGGAGCAUCUGACAGACCUGAAAGAAGAUCUUGAUAAGGAUGAAUGUAAACAGGAGCCUGAGGUUAUUUAUGAGACUAACUGUCACUGGGAAGGGUGCACAAAGGAAUAUGACACUCAGGAGCAGCUCGUCCAUCACAUCAACAACGAUCACAUCCACGGGGAGAAGAAGGAGUUUGUCUGCCGCUGGCAGGACUGCACACGGGAGCAGAAGCCCUUCAAGGCUCAGUAUAUGUUGGUGGUGCACAUGCGAAGGCACACGGGAGAGAAGCCACACAAGUGCACGUUUGAGGGUUGUUCCAAAGCCUAUUCCCGCCUGGAGAAUUUAAAGACACACCUGAGGUCCCACACUGGAGAAAAACCUUAUGUCUGUGAACACGAAGGCUGCAAUAAAGCCUUUUCCAAUGCCUCGGACAGAGCCAAGCACCAGAACAGGACACAUUCCAAUGAGAAACCCUACGUCUGUAAAAUCCCUGGCUGCACAAAGCGGUACACGGACCCCAGUUCCCUCAGAAAACACGUGAAGACGGUGCACGGACCUGAUGCUCACGUCACAAAGAAGCAGCGCAAUGAUGUUCACCCGAGGCCACCUCCACUCAAGGAAAAUGGGGACAAUGAGGCAAGCGCCAAGCAGAGCAGCAAGGUGUCAGAUGAGAGCCCCGAGGCCAACAGCACCACGAGGGGCAUGGAGGACUGCUUACAAGUCAAAACAAUAAAAACAGAGAAUUCUGUGAUGUGUCAGUCCAGUCCUGGUGGCCAGUCGUCAUGCAGCAGUGAGCCAUCACCCCUUGGCAGCACCAACAACAAUGACAGUGGAGUAGAAAUGAACAUGCACAGCGGGGGAAGUCUGGGAGAUCUGACGGCGUUGGAUGACAACGCUCCUGUCGUGGACUCAACGGUCUCAUCUGGUAACUCGGCAGUCAGCCUGCAGCUAAGGAAACACAUGACGACGAUGCAACGACUUGAACAGCUCAAGAAAGAGAAACUCAAGACAGUUAAGGAUUCCUGCUCAUGGGUGAGCCCAGCUCCACAAGCCAGAAACACCAAGCUGCCUCCCAUCUCAGGAAAUGGUUCUGUUCUAGAAAACAGUGGUGGUUCUUCUGCUAUGCUGCCUAACCCCAGAAUAAUGGAGCUGUCUGUCAACGAGGUUACAAUGCUGAACCAACUCAACGAGCGCCGUGAUAGUACAACAAGCACCGUCAGCUCUGCCUACACUGUCAGCCGCAGAUCCUCAGGGAUCUCCCCGUACUUCUCCAGCCGCCGUUCCAGUGAGGCUUCGCAUCUCGGGCACCGCCCCAACAACACAAGCUCUGCUGACUCCUAUGACCCGAUUUCCACGGAUGCCUCCCGUCGCUCGAGCGAGGCAAGCCAGUGCAGCGGGAUGCCGGGUCUGCUGAACCUCACACCAGCUCAGCACUACAGGCUGAAAGCCAAGUAUGCUGCUGCCACAGGGGGCCCUCCUCCAACUCCCUUGCCAAACAUGGAGAGGAUGACCCUGAAGAACAGGAUCUCGCUUAUGGAUGGACCAGACCCCACCUUGCCCUCCAUCCGCCUCCCGCCAGGCCCCAGGCGUUGCAGUGAUGGUAACACCUAUGGCUACCCAUCAGCUCCAGCAUUUCCCCAGGAGGUGCAGGGCAACUGCACAAGACGGGCAAGUGACCCAGUGAGGAGACCUCCUGGAGAUCCCCAGGCUCUUCCACGAGUUCACCGCUUCAACAGCACCAACAGUGUGAACCCCUUCCAUCCUGCACACCCCACGGACAGGAGGAAUUUUGGUCUCCAGAGCUACGGGCGCUCAGACGGGAGCCUGCCCCGGCACACGUACUCACCCCGGCCGCUGAGCAUCAGUGAAAACAUCACCAUAGAAACCAUGUCCGGAGAGACAGACGUGCCCAUUGGAGACGAUGACAUUAUGCUGCCAGAUGAUGUGGUACAGUACAUCAAAUCCCAGAGCAAUGGGACAGUGGCCGAGAGCACUUCCAUGGGCUACAGCAAUGAGAUGCAGAACUUCCAAGGAAGUGGGAAGCUGCAGCCUCCAGCCUUGCCCAGCCAGCGCAGAAUGGCAGUGGCUGAGGCAAACAUGAGCCACUUGGGGCCCAUGAUGGCAGAGUGUUCCAUGAGUUUUGAUACUUCUUCAGACAUGAAUAAAAAUAACAUGCCUGUCCAGUGGAAUGAAGUCAGCUCGGGCACAGUUGAUAUCAUGUCCAAUCAGUCAAAGCAGCAGUUUUCACAAGGGAACUUAGCGGUGGUCCAGCAGAAGCAGAACUUCAGUCAGUACCAGAACUACAGUCAGCAGAUGCAGCUUCCAGACAACAGCAUGAAUGCAACACAGCAGAGCUUUAUGCAGAGAAACAUGGGCAUGGAUGGGCAGAGGCUAAACUGCAUGCAGCUGCGGCAGCAGCCCAUGAGCCUAGGUCCCAGCAUGAACCCUGAUAUGGGCUUGCACGCGGGGUAUAACCAACCACAUCAGAUGCUGAGCCCCAGUGCAAUCAGUGGCAACCCAAGUCAGAUCUCUCCUAAUUGUAGCAACAUGGCAGCGAAGUCCGGACCCCACCUUCACCCUCAGCAAAUGGACAUGGCAACUGACCCUUCUUUGAUGGUCAGGAGCAACAGUGAGCGCACAGUGCUGGGACAGAUCAUGCAUGAACCGAGUCAGCAGAACUACGCAUCUCAGCCAAGCCACCUGAACUUCCCUGCGGCUCAGGAGACCUUUCCUCAGCCCAUCAUGACCUCCAGUCAGCCCAGUUUUGAGCCUCAGCAGAGCGUGAUGGGUUCAGCUGCACAUGCAUAUCCACCUGGCAUGAUCCAGCCUCGUCCUCCACCGGAGCCAAACCUGGGCAGCAGACCCCGAGGGGUCCGCACCGCCCAGCAGCUGGGCUACAUGAGAACUCCCCAUCCUACGAGCGCCAUCAGCCCUGGCCAGGAGACGACAGAGGCCAUGCAUAAAAGAACCAGUGACAUGUUGCUGGCUCCAGCCCAGCAGUGCGCAGAGGGCACGAGGGACAACAACUUGAUGUACUAUUACGGGCAAAUCCACAUGUAUGAGCAGAACAACGGCUUCGAUAACCACGCGGACUGCCGGGUCAGGCAGCAGCAGUGCACACAAAACAGCAAGCCAGCCACUCUGCCUUCCCCAGGAACAAACCAGGUGUCCAGCACAGUGGACUCUCAAGGUCUUGAGCCACCCCAGAUAGAUUUUGAUGCCAUCAUGGAUGAUGGGGACCAUUCGAGCCUGAUGUCAGGAACCCUGAGCCCCAGCAUCCUGCAGAACCUCUCCCAGAACUCCUCUCGCCUGACAACUCCACGAAACUCUCUGACACUGCCCACCAUACCUGCAGGGAUAAGCAAUAUGGCAAUAGGUGAUAUGAGCUCCAUGCUAACCACGCUGGCGGAAGAGAGUAAAUUUCUAAACAUGAUGUCGUAA